CUGUAAUAUAUUUUAACUUUUUCAUACAGAAAUGGAAAAUUAUUGGGACAGGGAAAACCGCUGUGUGCCCUAAAACAAAAGUUUAACUUGUGGACCAACGGGACCUGUUGGGAGCAGUGGGGGUGGUAAAAGUAGUCCCGGCGGGAAGGGUCAGGACUCCGGGCGUCAGCGUCCGGCGCGCAGUUCAGUUUGGCGGUUCAGCGUCUGCUGUCAGACCGAGGCGGGAUGUGGUCGCGAAUGAACCGAGCUGCUGAAGAGUUUUACACCCGUCUCCUGAAGGAAGUUGAUGAAGAAAAGAAAGGAAUCUGUAAAGAUCCAUUUAUCUAUGAGGCUGAUGUCCAAGUGCAGUUGAUCAGCAAAGGCCAACCGAACCCUUUGAAAAAUAUUCUAAAUGAAAAUGAUGUAGUCUUCAUCUUGGAAAAAGUGCCUUUAGAAAAGGAAGAAACAAGUCCUGUUGAAGAACUACAAUCUGAAGAAACUGCUAUUUCUGAUUUCUCUAGUGGUGAGAAUGUCGGACCACUUGCUUUACCAGUUGGGAGGGCAAGGCAGUUAAUCGGACUUUACACCAUGGCUCACAAUCCUAAUAUGACCCAUUUGAAGAUUAGUCGGCCAGUUACUGCCCUUCCUCCCCUCUGGGUGAGGUGUGACAGUUCAGAUCCUGAAGGGACCUGUUGGCUUGGAGCUGAGCUUAUCACAACAAAUAGCAGCAUUGCAGGAAUCGUCUUAUAUGUGGUCAGUUGUAAAGCUGAUAAAAAUUAUUCUGUAAAUCUUGAAGACUUAAAAAAUUCACAUAAGAAAAGACAUCACUUGUCUACUGUUACAGCCAGGGGCUUUGCCCAGUAUGAGCUCUUGAAGUCCACUGCCUUGGAUGACACAGUCCCUGCGUCGCAAACUACCAUCACUUUGGAUGUUUCCUGGAGUCCCGUGGAUGAGAUUCUUCAAAUUCCUCCACUUUCUUCAAAUGCAACUCUGAAUAUUAAAGUGGAGUCAGGAGAUCCUAGAAGUCCUUUGAGUCAUCUUCACAGAGAACUGAAAUUUCUCCUUGUUUUGGCUGAUGGUUUGAGGACUGGUGUUACUGAAUGGCCUGCGCCUCUGGAAGCAAAACCUGCUGUUGAAGUUGUGCAGGAAUUCCUGAAUGACUUAAAUAAGCUGGAUGGAUUUGGUGAUUCUACAAAAAAAGACACAGAGACAGUGAAGCACGACAGUGCUGCAUUUGAUCGUUCCAUCGAGUGUCUUUUCACAGUACGGUGUGAUCUCGAUUUUGCUGAGCAGCUGUGGUGCAAAAUGAGUAGUAGUGUGAUUUCCUAUCAAGACUUGGUGAAGUGUUUCACAUUGAUCAUCCAGAGUCUACAACGUGGUGACGUACAGCCAUGGCUCCAUAGUGGAAGUAACAGUUUACUAAGUAAGCUCAUUCAUCAGUCUUACCAUGGAACCAUGGACACAGUUUCUCUCAGUGGGACUGUUCCAGUUCAGAUGCUUUUGGAAGUUGGUUUGGACAAACUAAAGAAAGAUUACAUCAGUUUUUUCAUAGGUCAGGAACUUGCAUCUUUGAAUCAUUUGGAAUAUUUUAUUUCUCCAUCAGUAGAUAUACAAGAACAAGUUUAUCGUGUUCAAAAACUUCACCAUAUUCUAGAAAUAUUAGUCAGUUGCAAGCUUUUCAUUAAACCUCAACAUGAGCUCCUCUUUUCUUUAACACAAUCCUGCAUAAAAUAUUAUAAACAAAAUCCUCUUGAUGAGCAACACAUUUUUCAGCUGCCUGUCAGACCAACUGCUGUAAAAAACUUAUAUCAAAGUGAGAAUCCACAGAAAUGGAGAGUGGAAAUAAGUAGCGGUCAAAAAAAGGUGAAAACAGUUUGGCAACUGAGUGACAGUCCACCUGUAGACCAUCUGAAUUGCCACAAACCUGAUUUUUCUGAAUUAACAUUAAACGGUAGCCUGGAAGAAAGGAUAUCCUUUACUAGCAUGGUUACCUGUAGCCAGGUGCAUUUCAAGUGAAGUGUGCUGAUGGAGGUCCUCUGUCAGCAUCAGCCCCAAAAAGAAAGAAGAAAAAGUAAUUAUUACAGAUCCUGAAAACAGAAAUGUAUGUAACUCUUCGAAGCCAAAAAAGGAAGAAGAUCCAGAAGAUUUUCUCUGCAAGGUGAAGCUGCAGAAUGUAACC
Rhinolophus ferrumequinum (greater horseshoe bat) is the source of this 2158-nucleotide messenger RNA. RefSeq names its product zwilch kinetochore protein (gene ZWILCH). Gene Ontology annotation, cellular component: RZZ complex. The transcript is spliced from 19 exons. The record is from RefSeq and is a predicted model, not a curated record. Gene Ontology annotation, biological process: mitotic spindle assembly checkpoint signaling; protein localization to kinetochore. Lineage: Eukaryota; Metazoa; Chordata; Mammalia; Chiroptera; Rhinolophidae. The coding region runs from base 226 to 1995 and encodes 589 amino acids.